Molecule: messenger RNA, 991 nt
Organism: Uranotaenia lowii
Lineage: Eukaryota; Metazoa; Arthropoda; Insecta; Diptera; Culicidae
Exons: 2
Coding region: 426-881 (151 amino acids)
Biological process (GO): purine ribonucleotide catabolic process
Cellular component (GO): nucleus; cytoplasm
Molecular function (GO): hydrolase activity
Source: RefSeq, a predicted model, not a curated record
GUUCAGAUUUUUGCACCAGAGUUGUGUGUAAGGUUGUGGGUAUAAGACUCGUUUUUGGCUACAUUAAUACCAUCGUUUAAAGGGAUUGGUGAAAAGUAAUUAUUAUUGCUGGUACAUCCUUCCUUAGCUAAUUUAUCAGCUGUUUCGUUAUCAACCAAAAGAAUUAAUGGAAAAUAAAAACCAAGGUUCUUAGAUACACUAGGUUCUCCGGCUUUCACAGUAAGUAGGCGAGAAGUGAGCGGGGCUCUCAAUGAGUUUGUUUAUUUUUUGCUCAGCUUUUCUGUGGUUUGUUGGUAAACAAACUUCAUGAAUUCCGUAUAGUUGCAUAGCCUACAUAGCCAAAAUGGCUGAAUCGGGAAUUCGUUAUUCGGGAACACCUCCUGAAUAUAUACCCACCUUGAUAAAAACAUUAUUUCCUUUCGGAAAUGAACCGUAUUUCGACAGUUUCCGGCCUCUGUAGGCAGUUUUUGACCACAAAAUUAGCUCCAAAGGGGCCACAAUUGCGAUUUUUAGCAACCGAUCCACCGAAGGCUCCAGUACCGCAAGCCGAAACCAUAUUUGAUAAAAUUAUUCGGAGGCAAAUUCCGGCCGACGUCAUCUUCGAAGACGACAAAUGCCUGGCUUUCAACGAUGUGUCCCCCCAGGGCCCGGUACAUUUCCUGGUGAUUCCCAAGCGCAGAAUCCCAAAACUCGAAGAUGGAACAGGGUCCGAUGUAGAGCUAUUGGGGCAUCUGAUGCAGGUCGCUGGUAGUUUGGGCAAACAGCGAGCCCCAGGUGGUUUCCGACUUGUGGUAAACAACGGAGAACAUGGCUGCCAAACCGUUUACCAUCUGCACCUGCAUGUCAUCGGGGGACGCCAACUUGGUUGGCCACCGGGUUAGAUAGUUUUGUUACGUAACUAAAAAGCAAUAACCUGAUGGAUUGGUUGAUGGAUUUAUUUUAAUUUUUCUUGUAAUAUCUAAGAAUGCUGAAUAAAACUUGUAAGCUCUAA